This is a messenger RNA of Lemur catta (Ring-tailed lemur), 4880 nucleotides long. It is a transcript of the gene UBE3C, whose product is annotated as ubiquitin protein ligase E3C. The record is from RefSeq and is a predicted model, not a curated record. Gene Ontology annotation, molecular function: ubiquitin protein ligase activity; protein binding. Bases 55 to 3306 code for a protein of 1083 amino acids. The transcript has 23 exons. Lineage: Eukaryota; Metazoa; Chordata; Mammalia; Primates; Lemuridae. Gene Ontology annotation, biological process: ubiquitin-dependent protein catabolic process; protein polyubiquitination.
CCGAGACCGCUCGGCUGGUUGGCCGGGCGCUCCCCGAUGGGAUAAGCUGUAAAGAUGUUCAGCUUUGAAGGGGAUUUCAAGACGCGGCCCAAGGUGUCCCUCGGCGGCGCGAGUCGGAAGGAAGAAAAGGCUUCUCUUUUACAUCGUACUCAGGAAGAAAGAAGAAAGAGAGAGGAAGAAAGGCGAAGAUUGAAAAAUGCAGUAAUCAUCCAGUCAUUUAUUCGAGGCUAUAGAGAUAGAAAACAGCAAUAUUCCGUCCAAAGAAGUGCAUUUGAUCGCUGUGCCAGCCUGUCCCAGUCUGGUGGCACUUUUCCCGUUGCUAAUGGUCCCAACCUCACCCUUUUGGUAAGGCAGCUUCUGUUUUUUUACAGACAGAAUGAAGACUCAAAACGUUUGAUAUGGCUAUAUCAGAACUUAAUCAAACACAGUGCACUGUUUGUCAAGCAGUUGGAUGGAUCAGAGAGACUUACAUGCCUAUUUCAAAUCAAGAGGUUGAUGAGCCUGUGUUGCAGGUUGCUGCAAAACUGUAAUGAUGACAGUUUGAAUGUUGCACUUCCGAUGAGAAUGCUUGAGGUAUUUUCAUCUGAGAAUACUUAUAUGCCUGUUUUACAAGAUGCCAGUUAUGUGGUGUCAGUAAUUGAACAAAUUUUGCACUACAUGAUUCAAAAUGGGUAUUUUAGAUCUCUCUAUUUGUUGAUUAACAGCAAGCUUCCAUCAAGUAUUGAAUAUUCUGAUUUAUCUCGAGUUCCUAUAGCAAAAAUUUUGCUAGAGAAUGUUCUAAAACCAUUGCACUUUACUUACAACUCCUGUCCGGAAGGUGCAAGGCAACAGGUCUUCACAGCCUUCACGGGGGAGUUUCUGGCGGCGCCUUUCACAGAUCAGAUCUUUCAUUUCAUCGUCCCGGCGUUGGCAGAUGCACAGACCGUCUUCCCUUACGAGCCCUUCCUGCGGUCACUGUUGUUGGCAGAGCGGAGGUGCUCAGAGAAGAGCGGUGGAGCACCGUGGCUUUUCUAUUUUGUUUUAACUGUUGGUGAAAAUUAUUUGGGGGCUCUGUCUGAGGAAGGCCUGCUGGUGUAUUUGCGAGUGCUGCAGACCUUCCUUCCUCAGCUGCCAGUGUCGCCGGCCAACGCCAGCUGUCAAGACUCCGCCAGCGACUCUGAGGAGGAGAGCGAGGAAGCCGGGAAGCCCACGAGCCCCGAGGACGGUAGACUGUCCAUACCAUACAUAACAGAGGAAUGUCUGAAAAAGUUGGAUACCAAACAGCAGACCAACACCCUGUUGAACCUGGUGUGGAGGGAUUCCGCCAGCGAGGACGUCUUCACCGUGAUGGCCUCCGUCUGUCACACACUCAUGGUGCAGCAUCGCAUGAUGGUGCCCAAAGUCAGGCUCCUCUACAGUUUAGCCUUCAAUGCCCGGUUUCUGAGACACCUGUGGUUUCUGAUAUCCUCCAUGACUACGCGCAUGAUCACAGGGUCCAUGGUCCCACUGCUUCAGGUGAUAUCAAGGGGCUCGCCUAUGUCUUUUGAGGAUUCCAGUCGAAUCAUCCCACUCUUUUACCUUUUUAGCUCCUUGUUUAGUCAUUCGCUAAUUUCCAUACAUGAUAAUGAAUUCUUCGGUGAUCCCAUAGAAGUUGUAGGUCAGAGACGGCCGUCCAUGAUGCCUUUCACUCUGGAGGAGCUGGUGGUGCUGUCCCGCUGCCUGCGGGACGCCUGUCUGGGGAUCAUCAGGCUGGCCCACCCCGAGGCCAGGCCGGAGGUGCGGGAGGAGUACGUCACGGCCCUCCAGAGCAUCGGGGUCGCCACCAGCGCCGACGUGCAGCAGUGUAUACAGAUGGAGCAGAAACGCUGGAUUCAGUUAUUUAAGGUGAUCACCAACCUAGUGAAAAUGUUGAAGUCCAGAGACACGAGGAGAAGUUUUUGUCCUCCAAAUCACUGGCUGUCAGAACAAGAAGAUAUUAAAGCAGAUAAGGUCACUCAGCUCUACGUGCCCUCGUCCAGACACGUGUGGAGGUUCCGGCGCAUGGGGAGGAUAGGCCCACUGCAGUCCACCCUGGAUGUGGGUUUGGAGUCCCCGCCGCUGUCGGUGUCUGAGGAGAGACAACUCGCCAUCCUAACAGAGCUGCCUUUUGUGGUUCCCUUCGAGGAACGAGUGAAGAUCUUUCAAAAGUUGAUUUAUGCAGAUAAGCAAGAAGUUCAAGGAGAUGGUCCAUUUCUGGAUGGAAUUAAUGUCACAAUAAGAAGAAAUUAUAUUUAUGAAGAUGCUUAUGACAAACUUUCCCCAGAAAAUGAGCCUGAUUUGAAAAAGCGGAUCCGUGUGCACCUGCUCAAUGCCCAUGGCCUGGAUGAAGCUGGCAUUGAUGGUGGUGGUAUCUUCAGAGAAUUUUUAAAUGAACUACUGAAAUCAGGAUUUAACCCCAACCAGGGUUUCUUUAAGACUACUAAUGAAGGGCUUCUGUACCCCAACCCGGCUGCUCAGAUGCUUGUGGGAGAUUCUUUUGCCAGACAUUACUACUUCCUAGGCAGAAUGCUUGGAAAGGCUCUCUAUGAAAACAUGCUGGUGGAACUGCCCUUUGCAGGCUUUUUCCUUUCCAAGCUGCUGGGGACUAGCGCGGAUGUGGACAUCCACCACCUGGCCUCCCUGGACCCGGAGGUCUACAAGAAUCUGCUGUUCCUCAAGAGCUACGAAGACGACGUGGAGGAGCUGGGGCUGAACUUCACCGUGGUGAACAACGACCUGGGCGAGGCACAGGUGGUUGAGCUAAAAUUUGGUGGGAAAGACAUCCCUGUGACCAGCGCCAACCGGAUCGCGUACAUCCACCUGGUGGCCGACUACAGGCUGAACAAGCAGAUCCGCCAGCACUGCCUGGCCUUCAGGCAGGGCCUGGCCAACGUCGUCAACCUGGAGUGGCUCCGAAUGUUUGACCAGCAGGAAAUUCAGGUAUUAAUUUCUGGUGCACAAGUUCCCAUCAGUCUAGAGGACCUAAAGUCCUUUACAAACUAUUCAGGAGGUUACUCUGCUGACCAUCCUGUCAUUAAGAUCUUCUGGAGAGUUGUAGACGGUUUCACUGAUGAGGAAAAGCGCAAAUUGCUCAAGUUUGUCACAAGCUGUUCCCGACCGCCGCUCUUGGGGUUCAAGGAGCUGUACCCCGCGUUCUGCAUCCACAACGGCGGCUCCGACCUCGAGCGGCUCCCCACGGCCAGCACCUGCAUGAACCUGCUGAAGCUGCCCGAGUUCUACGACGAGACCCUUCUGCGAAGUAAACUUCUGUACGCCAUCGAGUGUGCUGCUGGCUUUGAGCUGAGCUGAGCUCACGCUGACGCGGGAUCCGACCCUCUGCAGAGAAGCCGUGCGGCCUCUGCCAGCGGCACCUGCCCAGGCCACGAGGGCGCACGGCCGCCCGCGGCUCUCCCGGGCCCCCCCUUCUGGCAUUCCUCCCUCCCUCCAUCCUUUCAGUGAUUUUUAUUAUGAUGUGGUCACUUAUUUAGAUGGACAUUGCUUCUCCAAUAACUUAAAAUAAUAAAUGUUAUGUGCCAUGUGGCUAAUUUAGUAAUUUUGCCAAGAAGAGCACAGUUUUUAGACUAGUGGCAACUCAGUGAAAUAACCAAAGAUGAAGCUUUGGCUUUGCGAUGGGGUCGGGGCCGCAGCUGCUGCAGGUCGGCCUGGGCCGCGGGCGGCAGAGACAGGGUCGGGGCUGAGAGGCAGACGCCGGGGCCUCUGCUGCUCGCGGGGUGGAUUGUUUACAAGCCUGAUUGUGAAAACUGAAGGCAUUUCUUUUUUCUGCUGCCUUUUCCCAAAGUGGUUAGGUCUGGAAAGUAGCUGGCGAUGGUGAUUUUCAUCUGUGCUUUCUAAGCCACUUCCCCGCCCUGAGGCCAGCAGUGAUUACCCCCAGUGCCCCCCGGACCUGCGUCACGAGGGCUUGGGGUCACUGUCUGUGGGCGUGAGGGGCUUCACUCACUGUCUGUUUCUUUCUCAGCUUUGUGCCUGGAGAGCAUUCGGGGGAGGUAGAGGAGGAGGGUCAGCCCCCCUCCGACCACGUCCGUGUCUCCCACAGUGCCCGGUGACUUGUGGGAGGACAGACACUGUGGUGUCUAUUAAAGUCGUUUGAACCAAAGUGGCGGCUGCAUCUUUGUCCCAGUGCCUGCCGGGCCGGGCCUCUCCAUCACACUCUCCCUCCUCGCCCUGGCUGCACCGCGGCCCUCCUGGAGAUCCCGGGGCGGCUCGCCGCGCUCACCGUCCUCUGCUCUUGGUGCUGCUUUGACACAAAGACGGGACAGUCCCUGGUUCGUGUCGGGGAGGAGGAGCCUGGGGCGAUUCUUGUAAUGAGGCACUUUAUCAAGACCUGACUUGUUGCUGGGUGAUUUUAGUCUCCAAAAACAGAAAACGUUUCAGAGCCUCAGCCGCGGGAGCAGGGCUGUGCUGAUGCUGCGGGGUCGGAACCUCACUGUCUCUCCCGUCUCGUGUUUCGCGGUCACGGGGGCUCUGGGGCUGCCGCAGUCGACCGGCCGUCAUUAGCAAUACACUUUAAAUGUGGGGAACUGAAUGACACUUGUAAGACAAUGACCAUUAUCAAAAUGAAAUGUAUAAUUUCUGAAUUUGAAUAACAAGUGUUUAAAUGCUAUUUGUAGUCUUGAUAUACAGAAAUAAAACAAUUAGGGUUUGUCUUGGGCUUUAUUUUUAUUAUAGGUUGUUUUAUGUUGAAUGUUCUAUAUCUUCUUAGUUUGUAUAUUUUAUUAUCAAUAUUUUGGAAAUGGAAUAUCUGGAACUGAAAAGAAAUUGGUAGUUACACUUAUGUGUGGUUUUCCUGCAACUAUUCUGAGCUUAUUUAUUUAUUUGGAUGUUAUAAUGGCUAAAUAUUUGCAUUAAAUGUUUUUUUUCCCCAA